AUGCCCCAUUUCCGUUUAGGCCUGAAUUCGGGCCAUCGAAGGAUUUCAACGACGAAAAUGGCGACUCAGCGCCCUGUGGAGUUUGAGGAUCAGCUUCCUUGCCGAACGGGACCGCAAACAACGUCGGCUCGCAUCAACGUGGAGCAGAACAAGGAGAGCCUGAUUGAGAUCUCCAAGUACAAGUUUUCGCUGGUCAUCUCAGGACUCACCAAGAUCCUGCAGCGAGUCAACGAGAUGGUGAGUGCUGUGACCGCCGGUCGAGGCGAGGGGUCUCGAAUCGCGGCCGUUUCGCGCCUGAGAAAAUCAUCAGAGCCUGUUUGCUCCCGAUUCUGUGCCAUGGCACUCGAGUUUCGCCCAAUGACGUUAAGGCCUCUGACCCCGAGCGAAUCGAACUCCCCGCAGCGAGCGCACGGCCCAGACUUCGAGCGGAACUACUACGAGUCCCUGCUCAUGGUCCUGGACACGCUCGAGCGGUGCCUGAACGCCCAGCCACACGACACGACCCGCUUCGACGAGGCCAUGAACGUGAAGCUCCUCCUGAGGGAGAUCUGCCAGUUCAUCGACCUGCCCAACGACAACGCCAUGGUGGCGCAGCUCAAGACCCUUGCCUCCCGGGUCCUCUUCUCCCUCAGCCUCAACAACUUCAACGCCGUCUUCAGUCGCAUCUCGGCCCGAUUCCAAGAUGCUUUCGGCCCAGGGCUGAAAUUGUGGUAUAACUUCAUGUGGUCAUUUUGGAAGGAAGUACAGGUUGAAGAGGCGAUAUGCAAACUGAAGAGCCUGAAGAAGUCGGCCCACAUCGUCCUCAUCUGCUCCCUGGAGAAGGCCAUCUGGAACUGGCUGGACACGUACCCGGAGGAGUUCGCCAAGAUCCAGGUGAGUCGAGGCCCCCGAGCCCGCAGGCGAGCGGCGAGCAACCCGGCACUGCACGGCACGCUUCUCUUCCAGCGGAAUCCGAACGAGGACCUGGCCAAGUGCUGCGAGGCACUGUUCGAGCAGCUGGACACGUUCACGGAGAGCAACAAGCGGAGGGCGGCGACCUGGCCGCUGCAGAUGCUCCUCCUUGCCCUCUCCCCUCUAAAUAUCAUCAAUGGUCAGGAAAAAUGCUCUUGGUCUCCUGGUUCUCACAAAACACCUGUCAAUCCUGUACAGAGGAUCCUGGAGGAGCUGAUCAACGCAGACACGGGGGCUCCCUGCUCCCCGCGGCACCUGCGGAAGAAGCAGUUCCUGGACCAGGUGCGGAAGGCGCUGGUCCCGCACUCGGCCUCGAAGCCGCUCACCGAGGCGGCGGCGGUCGCCUGCAUCAAGCUCUGCAAGGUCGCCACGUACAUCAACACCUCCGACCCCACCAACGUCGUCUUCAUCCUCCUGCAGGGGGUCAUCGCCGACAUCAAGUUCCUGCUGUUCAACCCGGGGAAGCCGUUCUCGCGGGGGCAGAGCUUCAUCCAGCAGGACAUCGAGCUGAUGAUCGACUGCUUCGUGUCCAUCUUCCGCAUCAGCCGGGUGAGCGACGACGCGCUCAAGGUCUGCCUCAACCACAACUCCCCGGCCACGUUCCACUACGUCCUCGUCAAUUCGCUGUACAGGAUCAUCACCCAGCCGCGGCUGCCGUGGUGGCCGGACAUCAGCAUGAUGUACUUCAAGUCGACCGAGUUUCGCAACAUGUUCACCGACACCCUGACCAAGGUGACCCAGGGAUACGUCGGCUGCAUCUCCCACGCCCCCCUCAAGAUGAUCCAGAGCCUGACCCUGAAGGAGAAAAUGACCCCGCUGAAGUUCAAGGAGAAGCCAUCCGACGAGGGCCCGACGUACAAGAACCUCCUGCUCUGGCUCGUGCGACUCAUCCAUGCCGACCCCAUGCUCAUGCUUUAUAGCAAAGAGAAGACCGGGCACGAGAUCCAGAGCUCGACGCUGGAGCUGAUCAACGGCCUGGUGUCGCUGGUGCACCAGACGACCAUGCCGGACGUGACCGGGGAGGCCAUGGAGGCCCUGCUCACGCUGCACCAGCCGGAGAAGAUCGAGAUGUGGAACCCCGAGGCCCCGAUCAACACGUUCUGGGACAAGCUGGUGCAGCACCAGAUCGUCAACUACACCGAGAUCCUCAAGUGGCUGCGGGAGAUCCUCGUGUGCCGCAACAACUUCCUCCUCCGGCACCGGGAGUACGCCAACGUCGGCUCGCACAUCCCCGUCUGCAAGCAGGCUCACAUCAAGCUUGAGGGAGCUGUGGCUUGUGUCUGUCAUUGUAAGGGACAGUGUAGUGAAGAAGGAGAAGGCAGUGGUGCAGUGUAUCUGGCUGGGAAGAAGAAGGUCUUCCAGAGUCCCGUCUGCCGUCGGAGGUGGAGCUUCGUGGAGCCUGAGAUUGCAUUCGUGUCCUGGCGCGGAGUGAGACAGGGGCAUAGGGAAUGUUUGAGGCAGGAGGCAAGAAGUGGCAGACAGCCCUGGGACGAGGGAUCGGUGGUGUUCUUCAUCUACACGUGGAGCAUCGACAUCGAGGCGGUCCUCGUGGCGAUGUCGUGCUUCGCGCUCCUGUGCGAGGAGGCCGACAUCCGCAGCGCGACCGAGGAGCUCUCCAUCCAGAGCCUCCUCCCCAAUUACGGCAUCUACCAGGAGCUGGCGGCGGCGUCCACCAUCCUCACCACUGCUUCUGGCGCGUGCAUGCCCCUAACCCAACUGAUGCCGGUGUCUCUCUUCCUCCGAAAAGCCACCCUGGAAGGUAGGAUGCUGUCCCAGCAGCAUUACCAGGGUAAGCGAGCCGUGCGGCCGGAUGCGGCCGUCGUGCCC
Darwinula stevensoni is the source of this 2778-nucleotide messenger RNA. The record is from the annotation of a GenBank genome assembly. NCBI's taxonomy places the organism in Eukaryota, Metazoa, Arthropoda, Ostracoda, Podocopida, Darwinulidae.